CUAUGGGAUUUGGUAUGGGAAUUACCGAAUUUAGACUUAGAAACUCUGCCACUCUGCGUGAUUUGGGUGAAUUUACAAAGCUGACACCCACCCUCAGACAGGGGACAUGAUAAUAAGAUCAUCUCCCUUAGAAGGUUCUGGCAAGCACUGGGCAAAAUAAUUGAUGAUGUUGAUUACUGAGCGUUUAAUGACUGAGUGCUUUGGGAAUUACAAAACAUCCUGAAAAAACACUUCCGCCCCUCUAGAAAGCCACCGAUCACAUGCUGUCUAUUGCAACAGUGCAGACAGGGGCAGCAGCUCCAGCUAGAGCUACAAAUCUGCCCCCAGGUACGUAUCAAGCACCUGUGCUGUGUAUUGCCCAGAAAACGUGUCGUGUGCGGUCAUCGCCCCUCAGAGUUAUUGCAGAGUUGGGAAGAAAACAAAAUGCUGCACUUCGGGAGGGUGCUCAGGGUGAUGUGGGAUAUUCAGAGAAAUCUUUAUGAAGGAUGCGACGUGAAAAGGGCACCCCACAGGGACGUCAGGAUGUGGAGAGGGUGAGAGAGAAAGGGGAAGCCACUGUGGGUAUUUGGAGAUAAGUUUGUCAGUGUUGUUCUGUAGUCGCAGUGUUAGUUCUUUCUCAGAGAUAGCUUUUUAUUUUGCUUAAAGCCAUAGUAUCUGAAGAUGUCCAGAGGUGGUAGGGAAGACCGCAGAGGACCAUCCACUGCCCUGCCCAGGGCGAGCCUCCUUCUGGGUGCCAGACUCAGCCAUCAUGGGAAUACGACAGCUUCCCAUCCCCUUCUGGACCGGAGAGGGAUUUAUGCCACGGGGACCACAGAAAAGAUUGGAGUAGGGGUAGGAGGAAUUCACAUUUAAUGAGCACCUUCCAGACGCCGGGGCUGCACUGGGUGCCUCACUGUGGCCCCGAGACAGGGAUGUCAUUAUCGGCAUUUUACUGACGGCGAAAGUAAAACCUCAGGGAGAUGUUCAGUCGUGUUAUCACACAGCCAGGAUUUGAACUCUUUGGCAAUCACUGAAGACCCCCAGAAUGAGAACAAACAUUUUGCAGGUGCUUUUAUUUUGGGGGUGUGCUUUGGGUUCCGCAGGUGUCUCCAUGGAAGCCAUUCUGAGACUCUUUGGAGAAUAUUUCUUUAAAUUCUGUAAGAUGUCUGGCUACGAUAGGAUGUUACGGACACUGGGAGGAAACCUCACGGAGUUUAUUGAAAACCUAGAUGCCCUCCACAGUUACCUCGCACUAUCUUAUCAGGAGAUGAACGCGCCAUCGUUCCGCGUGGAGAGAGAAGCAGACGGGAGGAUGCUUCUCCAUUACUACUCUGAUAGGAGGGGUCUGUGCCACAUCGUACCAGGUAUCAUUGAGGCUGUGGCCAAAGACUUCUUUGACAUUGAUGUGACCAUGGAUAUCCUCAGCAUGAAUAAGGAAGAGGAGAGGACAGGAAAGAAAGAGCAUGUUGUGUUUCUGGUUGUACAGAAGUCUCACAGCCAGAUGGGAAGGGCAAAGCCAAACAGGUUAAAAGGCAAUCAGGAUAUCCAGAGGGACCAAGAGGCCCUGGAGGCAGCUUUCCUUAGGAUGAAGGAGAAAUAUUUGAGUGUCUCUGUUUGCCCUGUGAAGAAAUCCCACUGGGAAGUUGUGAGAAGUAUAGUCAUGUUUGGAAAAGGGCAUCUCGUGAACACCUUUGUGCCCGUUUAUCCCGAGCGUCUCUGGAUUGAACAGAAGACAUUCUGCAAUGCUUUUCCUUUCCACAUUGUAUUUGAUGAAUCACUGAGGGUCAAGCAAGCCGGAGUGAAUAUUCAGAAGUAUGUCCCAGGACUCCAAAACCAGAAGAUUCGAUUGGAUGAGUAUUUCUCCAUCAUUCAUCCCCAAGUUACCUUCGACAUUUUCAGCAUCUGCAAAUUUAUCAACAGUCAAUUUGUCCUGAAGGUCCGAAGAGAAAGGAUGCCUGAGGCAUGGAAAAGUCAGCCCGCACUCAAACUGCGAGGCCAGAUGAUCUGGAUGGAGUCCGCGCGGUGCAUGAUAUACCUGUGCUCCCCGAAGCUCCGCAGCCUACGAGAGCUGGAGGCGCACCGGAUGCACCUGUCUGACAUCGCCCCCCACGACACCACCAGGGACCUCAUCCUCCUGAACCAACAGCGGCUGGCAGAGAUUGAGCUGUCCAACCAGCUGGAGAGGAAGAAGGAGGAGCUGCGGGUCCUCUCCCAGCACUUGGCCAUAGAAAAGAAGAAAACCGAGACCUUGCUUUAUGCCAUGCUGCCGGAACAUGUGGCCAACCAGCUGAAGGAGGGCAAAAAGGUCGCUGCGGGAGAAUUUAAAACCUGCACCAUUCUCUUCAGUGACGUGGUGACAUUUACUAACAUCUGUGCUGCCUGCCAACCUAUCCAGAUAGUGACCAUGCUGAAUUCCAUGUAUUCCAAGUUUGACAGAUUAACCAGUGUCCACGAGGUCUACAAAGUGGAAACUAUAGGAGAUGCCUACAUGGUGGUAGGGGGCGUACCAGUGCCCAUUGGAAGUCAUGCUCAAAGAGUGGCUAACUUUGCUCUGGGGAUGAGAAUUUCUGCAAAAGAAGUGAUGAAUCCUGUUACUGGAGAGCCCAUCCAGGUAGAGAGAAACUGAGUACUUUGGUUGAUAUCGACCAUCCCACACACUACAAAGUAGAAUUCUGUUUAUUAGUCUGCUCACGUGGCUGCUGGGCAUGUUACAGGAAGUACGAUGGGUAACGUCUCCCAACUCUUGUCUUCUCUUGAAUAUGUUUCAAGUAAUAGAAAUAUUAGCAAAGAUAUCAUCGUCCCAAGUUUUCUUAAAUUUCAGGGGAGGCUUUGGAGCGUGGGAUUUUCAUGUGAUUUACCACGAGUGUCUUUCUCGAUAGCUUGGGACGGUGCUGAGCAAGCCUCUCCACUUGCUUUGCAGGGCUCGAUCCGUCUUGGUAUCUGGCUCGUUCGUAAUGCCUGCUUUUUUAUUUGAGCAUCCAACCUAACAAGUGGCUCACCCUGCCCGCCCCUGGGGAAACUGUAUACUCAGCAUGUCCUCUCCCAGGUCAAGUCAGGCUGAGGCAGGAAACUGCUUCCAGCCAGCAGCUCGGACACCACGAUGCCAUGAGAGAUUUAGAACAGCGUUCCUCCCACCACGUGGCCCUGAGUAAGACAUCUGCCCACCUUUCUCACAGGAACCUGCUCUUCCGGGCGUGGACAUUUGUUCACACUAUAAAAGAUGGACAAUUUUGGAGAUGAAAAGCAGGUGUCGUCUUCUGUCUGCUCAGCAGAUCCUUGACGCCCUGAGAUGCCUUAGAGCAGGGCUUCUGCAUUUUAAAAUGUAAUCCCUUCCCUGAUCCUGACAGUCAGGUCUUCAAAAUAAACUACACAGCCAACCGAAACUCAAUAAAGACAAGUAUAAGACAGAAUCGGAUUUUUCUAACUUAUGACCCUUAUGUAGGAGAUUCUGAAGAUGUGUUCAGCUCACCUUCACCACAAGUCAGACACUGAGAAAUGCUGCAGGUUCUGGUUCUGGUAUGCACUGCGUGCUUCUGAGUAAAAGCCAGCUUUACGUAAUUGCAGGAACUGCAUAUCCACAAUAUUUGGUCCGUUGGAAACACGCAGAUACAUCCGUUGAAUAAAAGCCCCAGGAUCAUAAAUAAAAAUCAAGAUGGGAGGGAAUGAGAUAAGAAGGUCAGAUAAGAGAUAUGUGUUUCAGUUAAAGGGCUCUAAUAUAAGCCAUUAAAGAAAAAAAGAAUUGAAUAUAUACCGUUGUGUAAAGUGUGUGUGUGUGUGUGUGUGCGCGCGCGCGCGCGCGCGCGUGAGUGUGUGUAAAAGGCAUAGCUAUAGAGAUGACAGUAAUGUCAUACCAGUAAGAAUGAAAUUAAACAAUGAAUUCCUGGAAACUAUCCUGGUGGAUUUUACCCAGAAGAAAGCAGGAAAAGAUGUUAUCAAGUUUAAGAUAAGAAUAGGGACAUAGGAGCAUCAUUAAAUAUCCUCCAGAAACAACCUACCGUGUGGGUUUAUUUAAGGAAGUAGGGAAAAGGACUUGAAACAUUUCACUCUCUUAGAAGAACUGUGCUGCCAUUUCAACAAUUUUUAAAUUAGUACUCUUUGAGAUCUUCUACUAUUUUAUUCACAUUUCCUUCAACGCACAUGUACUGAGGUCCUACUCUGCAUGAGACAGUAUUCUCGGUGUUUGACAGGCUCAUUUUCCUAGAGGAAUGCAUCUUCUUAUUUCAGGGAGAAGAAAAUCUAGCCUGAAAAGAUAACUAAGUCUGGCUAGGAUGUAGAAAGCUGCAAUAGGCUGCUCUUCCAAUACUAGUCGUUAAAAAAACUUAGUGAGCAAAGAAAUAGAAAUAAACUGAUUCCAGAAAGCAACCAGCCCUUUCAAAGAGGACACCCAUAGUUAUGUUCAUGUCUAGUGGAGCUGCAGGUGAGGGUGAGAAGAAACCAGUCUGAAUUUUAGUGAACUUUAAUGGCCACAUGGAGGCCAGAAUGAUAGGUUAGAAUCCCAAAGAUCCUGUCUUUUGUCAGUUCUAGCCACAGAAUCUGUACCCGUCUACAAACUCUCCCACAGGCCUUCACCAAGUACAUGUGGUUAUUCAGUCAAAGGAUGGGGUUAGGAGGAGAACUGAGAGAAACCCCCAGUCCCUGAGGCAUGUGAGGCACAUUCUCCAAAUGCGAGUCAAUGGCCCAUGAAAAGCUAGGGUUAGAGUCAGAGAACAGACAGAAAUCCCUGUGAGGUAUUCUUGGCCUUUACCAAGUGCACUACAAUGACACUUUGAAGUCUAAGGGCAGAGAAGAAUGGUAAAGAGAUAUCUCCCAAUGUGCAGAGAGCCAGCAUGGGACUAAAGAGCAAAGAGACCCCCAAACACCUCACCUCACAAUUAGGCUGUAAAUCAGAAAGAGAUCUUCCACAAUUUAGAAAGCUGGAGACUUACUGUAAAGUAUAAGGAGGUUCUCAGAUCCUUGCUUGUCCCCACAUCCCGAGCCCUGAUGGUGAUAAAAUCCUGAUCUAGCCUUCUUAAUAUAUGAAAUCAUAUAUUGCAUGGAAUCUAGCAGUAUCUUGGCAAAAGAAGCCCAGACUCAAUU
Molecule: messenger RNA, 5055 nt
Organism: Herpailurus yagouaroundi (jaguarundi)
Lineage: Eukaryota; Metazoa; Chordata; Mammalia; Carnivora; Felidae
Product: guanylate cyclase soluble subunit beta-2-like
Exons: 9
Coding region: 1025-2605 (526 amino acids)
Biological process (GO): response to oxygen levels; cGMP biosynthetic process
Cellular component (GO): guanylate cyclase complex, soluble
Molecular function (GO): heme binding; guanylate cyclase activity
Source: RefSeq, a predicted model, not a curated record